Molecule: messenger RNA, 1077 nt
Organism: Adineta ricciae
Lineage: Eukaryota; Metazoa; Rotifera; Eurotatoria; Adinetida; Adinetidae
Source: the annotation of a GenBank genome assembly
AUGCGAAAUUCAAAACUUCGUUCCGUUCGAGUCGCGCUUGCGGUAUUUCUUGCCAAGUUCCGUCUCGGUCUCAGUAAUCGAGUUCUAGCAACUAUAUUUGAUUUAAAAGGUAACCGAACAGUUUCUAAAAUAAUCAAUCAAUUGCGACAAGUUUUGACGAUAGAUUUUGUUCCACAUCGUAUCGGUUUGAAUCAUAAGCUUUGUAUUGUUAUGGAUGAUACCUAUAUUCCAAUCCAAAAUCAAGACGAAUACAUACUGGCAGUAUUUGGCCCAUUCUUAGCUGAUGGACACAACAACAACGCGUCGAUUAUUCAACACAUCAUGAAGAAUGAUGAUCAAGGUAUCGCGAGUUGGCUCCACGACGACGAUGUUAUCAUUGUCGAUCAUGGCUUUCGCGAUGCAGUCAACUCUAUGGAAGAACUUGGUUUAUGUGUUGAAAUUCCCUCAUUUCUGAAAGGCAAAAAACAAUUUUCAACACAAGAAGCGAAUCGAACUCGAACUAUUACUAAAAACCUUUUACAUAAUUGUAUAGUGAAUGGGAAAACCAAAGAAUGGAAGUAUUUUAACUAUCUUCAAAACUCAUCUCUUCGAUUUUUACCCGAUGAUAUGGAUAUUGUUUGUGCUUUACACAAUGCGUUUCGUCAAGCAGUAAUGAGAGAUCCGACAAAUGGAAUCGAAUUAGCUAAAAUCAUGUUGGAGCAGAUUCAAAAAGAGAACGAACUUGACAAAAGGUUGAUACAGAUAUGUAAUGAUAAGAAAGCACACUGGAGAAAAUAUGAUUCCAGAAUGUGUUCAUUUCCUUCCUUAACUCAAGAAGAUGUCCGAAACAUUUGCUGCGGUUAGACUAAAUUUUUUCAUCGAGUGCCCAGGUCAUUCUCACUCGGUCGGAACCAGCCGGUUUCUUUAAAUUCCUUGGCGCUGGAUUCCGGCCGGCUUUUUACUGGUUUAUAUCGGAAAGAUCCUAUAGGUUCCAGAUGGAAACGAUGAUAGUUCUGAACCAACUGGAUCCGGCUAUAAAAGUAUUACUACCCAUGUCAGAAUGUAUACAUCGGUUCCGACCGGUACCACAUAAAUCCG